AUGCUGGUGGCUGUUCACCUGUCACUUUCUGGGGAAACGUUCGGCAGAUUGAGUCAGCCGUCCUCCCCCGUAACGGAAAAUAUUCUACCUAACGAUUGGACGUCUGCUGAUCCUGAGUCUCCCACCGCCCCCGUCCCGCCGCCACUGUCUCCAAAUAUAGAGGCAUCGUUAGCCGAUGACGCCCCCCAAGCUGGUCAAAUCUUUUGUCAGAAAUUGAUCAACCAAUGCUACCUUAUCCCGGCUAACCAAUGGGAAGGGUCUAGUUGGACACAGAUUAAGCACUUGCCUCUCAUCCAUGUUGUUCGAAAGACACCAGAUGAUGAGUUCUUCGUGGUAGCGCUUGCUGACUCUUGCAUCCAACAUAUUCGCAGAUAUGGAGUCGGACUCAAGCUUGUGCCUGAGGCCGAUGUUGAGUAUCACGGGGAUGAAUUCAGCACCGUAUAUUUUAUGGCCUAUGGCAUACGUGAAGCGAGGCAGAAGUAUCGACGGCAAUUCAUCCGGAAUGCGGGGAGGGGCAUUAACUCACGGCGCGGCAGGGGCUUGGGUCGGCUGUACCAGCGAACCACGCUAGACGAGGGGAUGCAAACAGCCAUCCACUGGGCAAUAUUAACUACUGAUAUACUUGAAUUGGAUGCGGAAACCCGCGAUCGGUUCUUGCUAUCGGUUCUGUUCCUUUGCCUGCACGUUGAGGGUAACCUAAGCAAUCCUUCAGCGAUUGCCUCGAUCAAGAGGAAGCCGGAGAUAUGGCACAAGUUCUUCCAACAAUUGUACACGAUCAAGACGGCAAAGCCGGCCGAGGACCCGAGGGCAGAGAUACACCAAGUGUCACUGCUCCGGGGGUUGUGUGAGUUCGCUGGUGGUGCAACGGAUGACUUACAGCAUGCGUUCAACACGAAGCUGUCAACCAACGACAACAUGGCAAUUCUUGGCGAUCUCUUUCAGCUUGACUUUGCCAACCCCCUGAUGGUUGGUUCAUUUUGGAGUGGGGAGGUAAUGGAUCUUCUCUUGCGGCAACAGCACUUAAAAGUUACAGGGCGGAUGCUGGAUUGGCUUAAAGGGAUGCACAUGUAUGUGCCACUUGGGUAUUCGCCGAGGCUAUAUAAGGCUUUGCCAGCGGCCUUCGCCCACGCCCUCGAGUACCAAACGGUGAAAGGCGUCGAAGCUUUGAUGUCAGAACUCUACGAUCGACUCCUUGAGACUAUUACGCAGGGUGCAGAGUCAAAAAUCCGCGAGGCGCAUUGCUACGAAUGGCGUCCUCACUCGGGCGUGUCGGGCACUGCCAUCCAGCUGCUGAACGGGAUCUUGGUAAUAUGA
Clonostachys solani is the source of this 1314-nucleotide messenger RNA. NCBI's taxonomy places the organism in Eukaryota, Fungi, Ascomycota, Sordariomycetes, Hypocreales, Bionectriaceae. The record is from the annotation of a GenBank genome assembly.